Frankliniella occidentalis (western flower thrips) is the source of this 1896-nucleotide messenger RNA. RefSeq lists its product as uncharacterized. The coding region runs from base 456 to 1655 and encodes 399 amino acids. Gene Ontology annotation, biological process: protein peptidyl-prolyl isomerization. Lineage: Eukaryota; Metazoa; Arthropoda; Insecta; Thysanoptera; Thripidae. The transcript has 11 exons. Gene Ontology annotation, molecular function: peptidyl-prolyl cis-trans isomerase activity. The record is from RefSeq and is a predicted model, not a curated record.
GCGUCGGGUUGGCAGUAUUUCACUAUUGCUUCUUCAUUCUCUUUUUCCCUUUCCCCCAUCAGUGUUUGUAUCUGGUGCCGGUCGGUCGUGUUGAAGUGUAGUAAAGUGCAAGUGACGAAGUGACGAGUGUGUACGAGCUUUCGAUGUCCUGAUUGACCGUACCGGCGACCGGGACAGACAGGAUUUCCCAUCCGACCCCAUCAGCAUCAGCCCAGCCCGCGGCGGCGGCACUGCCGCUGUCACCCUGCGAGGCCAGCAGGACAACAGGAGGCUCUCGGCGGCACAUCACAAAGCUGAGCCGAGGUCCACAAUCGGGUCGAGGCAACCCCUGCCGGCGACCCUGCUGGGGGUUGGGUGGGUACUCCAACAACCACCCCUACACCGGGCGCCGUACCCAGUCCAACUGACCGUCACACCCCACCUCACCCCGCGCACCGGACGUGGGGGAGAGGUAGAUGCCAGAGAGGGUAAGAACUAGAGGAUCACCUUGGCCAGCAACCCCGACGAAAAAGAGCGUGCGGUCCUAUUUACUAGAACCGAAGUAUAUCACUAAUCUCGUGGUCAAAGGCCAAGGAGGAUCUAAAGUUCGCUACACCAAGACACAAGCAACUGAUCUGCACAAGGCAGCCAGAGUACACUACUUCUCAACAGAACCCGCCAACAAAUUCGUCGACAUGAAGCUCGACAUUCGUAAGCGGGUGCAACACGCCGAAAGGGUGUUCAACCCCCAGAAGAAGAUCGAUAACAACGCACCCCGCCUGUUCGCACGCAUCCCUCGCACAGAACGAGCCGCUUUCCGCCUGGACGACCUCAUGCUGGAGAAUAAGCAGCUUCUGGAGAGGAUCUGCACAAUAUGGAGGACAAGGGGCAUCGUGGACACCUCGGCUCCCAACGUGGAGUGGAAGUCCAACUUCAGGGAGCGUGUGUGGGACAUGGUGCGCCGGGAGGCCGACAACGUCGCCCUGCUGUACUUCAUACAGACAGCGUCUCCGCUCGUGCCGACGCGCGACGAGUGCGCGCGCGAUUUCCAGAAAGCCGUGGACAAGAUGCGAUUCGUGUGCAAGUUCCCCCUCCUCUUCCUCAAGGACACCAACAUAGACUUACCCCUGCCCAUGCCAGACCCGCCACCUGUAGACCCGGAGGCGCCACCGCGUAAAAGGGUCUUCUUUGAGUUCAUCACGAGCCAGGAGCGCUUCCUGGGCCGCGUGGAGCUCGAGCUGUUCGAGGAGGAGGCGCCGCAGACGGUGGCCAACUUCCUGGCCCACAUCCGCGGAGAGGCGCCGCGGCCCGCGGAGGACGACGAGGACGACCACGGCGGCGAGGAGGAGCCGAGGACCUACUCGUACCGCGACACGCCGCUGCACCGCAUCCUCCCCGGCUACUACAUCCUGGGCGGGGACGUGGUGCACGGCAACGGGUCGGCGGGCAGCUCCAUCCACGGCGGCGCGCCCUUCCCGGACGAGAAGAACGACCUGACACACUGCGAGCCGGAUCAACUCGCUGGGCGCGAAGGCGAGCGGCAAGCCCGUCGUGCAGGUGUACUGCUGCAGCUGCGGAGACGCCGAGCGGCCCGAGCGAAGCAAGAAGAGGAGGAGGAAGAAGGCAGGCGGCGGCGGCGGCGGCGGCGGCGGCGGCGGGCGGGAGCACGGGGCUGACGCGCACCCGCAGCGGUCCGCGCGCCACCGACAGCACUUCAGGGGCGCGAGGAGCUUCAGCUCCACCAGGAUGAGCGUGUCAAGUGGCGGUGGUACUUUCUACAACCGGUCUCCUUACGCAUCACCUCGAACCUCACGGAUGCAGACGGCAGCGAAUUCCAAGCGAAAAGACAAAUAAGAAAAACGACGACGACAAGAUUCUAAAAUGUACUGUUCAAAUAAAGUCAUACCUGUGCUUCCA